UGCAAAAUUUAUCAAUGCAGUUUCAUAAAUAUAAGGUAAAUAACGCUCUAUAAAACAUUUCGUGUCAGAUCUUUCCAAAGAGUUAUCACUAAACUAUUUCAAGCCCUGGCUAUUCAUUGAGGAGUUCCUUCUGUUUAAACAUUCUGACAGAUUUUAGAUACCUCAUACUUCAAGGAAUACACCUCGGAGGCUUCUUGACAAGCAAGUUGGUCAUAGCCAACUUGUGGGACUAACUCAGGAUUUAGGCUCCUAUGAGCCAAGCGAGAACGAAGAUGUGUACGAGUCGGACAACAGAAUACCUCAUCAGGUCCUAUAUAGCUCAAGAGCUGACAUCAAUUUGUACUACCGAGAGCUGAAUAAAAAGUUCCAAGAUCAGGGCCCAAAAACUUAAGAAAACUAAUCUCACAAACGAUAAAGAAUUUUCAUGCUCAGAGAUAAAGAAGAGCAUAAAUUUUGGGAGGACUCACUUUAAGAAAAUCAACCAGGGAAGCUUAAUCAAAGACAGAGGAACAGCUAGGCAGCUUAAUUUUGUUAAAAAGAAAGCUGAAUUAAGCGGUAAAGGUCAUACAGAGUGAUUUGAAGCCAGUCAGUUUAAUGGCCAGAACAUGAAUUUCCCUUCAAGUUCAUUGAUCACUCGUAGAAGAAGAGUAAAAAUAAAAACUCAGAAUAAGUCAACAGAGGUGGGAAAGGAAGAGGUGCUCUUUAAACCCAUUAAUGACCCUAUAAAAUUUGCUCUUCCUGUGAAAGUUCUUCCUUUUAAAGAGACAAAACAACCAAUGAGGGAAGAGAAGAAAAUUAAGAUGCUUAAUAAGAAGACUGAUAUGGUCUUUUUCAAGACACUUUCAAUACUGAAGUCUCAAAAGAGGUCAACUCGUCACGUAAUUAAAAUCCAGAUAGAUCAGACGGAGAUGCAGAGAAAUAUGAAGCAAAACUUGAGAGAAAGCUUCAUGCCUAAGAACAGGAAGGCUGCUCUAUUACUCAGGCGAAAACCAGUGAAUCCAUAUGCUAUUUCAUAGCUUAAUUCAUGCUGCCAUUUCUAU
Messenger RNA from Moneuplotes crassus, 1040 nucleotides. The record is from the annotation of a GenBank genome assembly. Lineage: Eukaryota; Ciliophora; Spirotrichea; Euplotida; Euplotidae.